AUGACCUCGAAACUAAGUCCCGCACCUCCCUCCCCAAUUCAUCUCAUCAGAUAUCACACCUCAAAUAUAAGUGCGCUCUUUAUCAGCACAGAUAACGAGCGUCUGUACUCGGCCGAUGCAUCCGGCCGCAUCCUCUGCUCUUCUACUCGCUCACUUCGGCCAAUCGCGAAAUGGCAAGCACACACCGACUCUGUUCUUGGUGUCGAGGAAGUCGGAGAGAGGCUUAUAACACAGGGAAGAGAUCACAAACUUUAUGUCUGGCGCCGUCCUGAGAGACGAGGGGCGCAGAUCGCAGGGAGCGCGACGGCUGGGGGUGAAGAACCCGAGAAGCUUGCGGAGAUGGACGUGAAUGCGCUAAACUACUGCCGCUUCUCUAUCCUGUCAUCGAGCGAGGGCGAUGUCUUGGUUGCAUUGCCGAACCUGGUCGAAUCUGCUUACGCAGAUAUCUGGAAGCUGGACGGUCAUGAGAGGUUGCACGCAGCUGUCGGUAAACGCUCGCCAUCCCAGAAUGAGGCUAUGGAUGGACGUGGCAAAUCGAAGUCUGGUAUCAUCAUGGCGCUGCAUCUUCUUCCACCCGUUCAUCCGGAUCAUUCACGUGUUCUCAUGGGCUACGAGGCUGGAUCUGUCAUACUAUGGGCUUAUGAUCCGGCGCGCAACCAAGAUCGGAGUACGAGCGUUGAAGGUGUCGGAUGGACGGCGUUGCGCGAGUGGAAGGUACAUAUGGAGACAAUUAUGGGUCUGGCUGUAUCCCCGGACUACACCUUUGCUCUCAGCGUGAGCGCGGAUCAUCUUAUAGGGAAUUACGGUCUAAUCUCAGAGGAUGGUAAAGAUGAGACAGUGCGAACAAAACACCCCGGGUAUGGUUCGAUCGCGAUCAAGUGCGACGGGCGCGUAUGCGCGGCAGGCGGAUGGGACGGAAACAUCCGCCUGUACUCUACCAAAUCCUUCAAGUCGCUCGGCACGCUCGGCUUCCAUCGCAAAAGUGUCGACCGCCUCGUCUUCGCGCAUUCUUUCACCCCUCCUCAGGAGAACGAUGAAGAUUGGAGCGAGGACGAGGACGAGGACGGGUACAUAUUGACCAGGGCGGGAGAAGAGAAGAGAGGGAGAUGGUUGGUUAGUGGAGAUGCAGAUGGGAAAGUAGCUAUCUGGGAGCUGCUUGAUUUCGCGAGGAGAUGA
Molecule: messenger RNA, 1176 nt
Organism: Peniophora sp. CBMAI 1063
Lineage: Eukaryota; Fungi; Basidiomycota; Agaricomycetes; Russulales; Peniophoraceae
Source: the annotation of a GenBank genome assembly